This is a messenger RNA of Apaloderma vittatum (bar-tailed trogon), 2007 nucleotides long. Its product is annotated as probable global transcription activator SNF2L1. Gene Ontology annotation, molecular function: ATP hydrolysis activity; DNA binding; ATP-dependent chromatin remodeler activity. NCBI's taxonomy places the organism in Eukaryota, Metazoa, Chordata, Aves, Trogoniformes, Trogonidae. The annotation marks the transcript as partial. The record is from RefSeq and is a predicted model, not a curated record. Gene Ontology annotation, biological process: nucleosome organization; regulation of transcription by RNA polymerase II. Gene Ontology annotation, cellular component: nucleus; chromatin. The transcript is spliced from 15 exons.
AAAAAUGAUCCCACAUUUCAACUCAAACUUCCUCCAAAGGCAGCUAGACCUGAAAAAGAAAUUGACCCAGAAUAUGAAGAGAAGAUGAAAGCAGAUCGAGCAAAACGGUUUGAAUUCCUUCUGAAGCAGACAGAACUUUUUGCACAUUUUAUUCAGCCUGCAGCACAAAAAUCACCAACAUCUCCAUUGAAAGUCAAGCUGGGACGGCCACGAAUGAAGAAAGAUGAAAAACAGAGUUUGAUUUCAGCUGGGGAUUAUCGUCACAGGCGCACAGAACAAGAAGAAGAUGAAGAGCUGUUGUCUGAGAGUCGAAAAACGUCUAAUGUUUGUAUUCGAUUUGAGGAGUCUCCUUCAUAUGUGAAAGGAGGAACACUAAGAGAUUAUCAGGUUAGAGGUCUGAACUGGAUGAUUUCAUUGUAUGAAAAUGGUGUUAAUGGCAUUCUGGCAGAUGAAAUGGGUCUUGGUAAGACUCUGCAAACAAUAGCAUUAUUAGGCUAUCUGAAGCAUUACCGAAAUAUUCCGGGGCCACACAUGGUCCUGGUUCCGAAAUCAACUUUGCACAAUUGGAUGAAUGAAUUCAAGCGCUGGGUUCCAUCAUUACGUGCUGUUUGCCUUAUUGGAGAUAAAGAUGCCAGAGCUGCUUUUAUCCGUGAUGUUAUGAUGCCUGGUGAAUGGGAUGUUUGUGUUACAUCAUAUGAAAUGGUAAUUAAAGAAAAAUCAGUCUUCAAAAAAUUUAACUGGAGGUACCUGGUAAUUGAUGAAGCCCACAGAAUAAAGAAUGAGAAGUCUAAGCUGUCGGAGAUUGUACGUGAGUUCAAGACAACAAAUCGAUUGCUCCUUACAGGAACUCCUUUACAGAAUAACCUCCACGAGCUGUGGGCAUUACUCAAUUUUCUUUUACCUGAUGUCUUCAAUUCUGCAGAUGAUUUUGACUCAUGGUUCGACACUAAAAAUUGUCUUGGUGAUCAGAAACUUGUAGAAAGACUUCAUGCUGUUUUGAAGCCAUUUUUAUUACGUCGCAUAAAAGCUGAAGUAGAAAAGAGUUUGCCUCCAAAGAAGGAAGUAAAAAUUUAUCUUGGGCUUAGUAAGAUGCAGAGGGAAUGGUAUACAAGGAUCCUGAUGAAAGAUAUUGACAUCCUGAAUUCGGCUGGGAAAAUGGAUAAGAUGCGUCUGCUCAAUAUUCUGAUGCAGCUGCGGAAAUGUUGUAACCAUCCUUAUCUAUUUGAUGGUGCUGAGCCAGGUCCUCCUUAUACCACUGACACGCAUCUUAUCACUAACAGUGGUAAAAUGUUAGUUCUGGAUAAACUGCUAGCAAAACUCAGAGAGCAAGGUUCCAGAGUUCUACUUUUUAGUCAGAUGACUCGCUUACUGGAUAUUUUGGAAGACUAUUGCAUGUGGCGUGGAUAUGAGUACUGCCGACUUGAUGGACAGACACCACAUGAAGAAAGAGAGGAAGCAAUAGAUACAUUUAAUGCUCCCGACAGCAGUAAAUUCAUUUUCAUGCUGAGUACCAGAGCUGGAGGUCUUGGAAUUAAUUUGGCAACUGCUGAUGUGGUUAUUCUCUAUGAUUCGGAUUGGAACCCUCAAGUAGAUCUGCAAGCCAUGGAUCGUGCGCAUCGUAUUGGUCAAAAGAAACCAGUACGGGUGUUUCGACUAAUCACUGAUAAUACUGUUGAAGAGAGGAUUGUAGAAAGAGCUGAAAUAAAACUGAGACUGGACUCUAUAGUUAUACAACAAGGAAGGCUCAUAGACCAACAGGCUAACAAACUGGCAAAAGAUGAAAUGCUGCAGAUGAUCCGACAUGGAGCCACGCAUGUUUUUGCUUCCAAAGAUAGUGAGCUGACAGAAGAAGAUAUAACCACUAUUUUAGAAAGAGGUGAAAAGAAGACAGCUGAAAUGAAUGAACGAUUGCAGAAAAUGGGGGAGAGCUCCUUACGAAAUUUCACUAUGGACACAGAGAUGAGCUUAUACAACUUUGAAGGUGAAGAUUAUAGAGAAAAACAAAAG